AUGCCGGGUAUACUCAGCUCCCUAUGGGCAAUAGGUACUGCCUACAAGCCCAACGCUACAAGAGACAGGCAGGCGAAACCUCUCAGAUUUGGGGCCUUUGCUGCGACUUAUCGACCGCCAGGUUGGGCCGUGAAGCGUCCAAGGACGGAUGCCGAAGCUCAGAGACUGUACAAUCACGUCCGAACGGUCGCAUAUUGGCUUGACGCUGCUCCUGUCCUGGCUGAUCUUGGCCUCCCUUUCAAGGCUGGUCUGGACGAUGUGAUCUCCCUCGUUCCCAUCUAUGGCGACAUCGUGGCCGGAGUAUUGCAGCUGUAUCAAGUCUGGCUGUCCUUCGUCUUUGGUGUACCUCGAAACAUCCUCGGCCUCAUGAUCCUCAAUGUCCUCAUCGACGUCUUCGUAGGCAUCAUCCCCAUCCUCGGAGACUUCCUCGACAACCUCUUCAAAAGUAACCUCCGCAAUCUCGCUCUCCUCGAAGACUGGCUACUUACCGGCAAAUCCGCCACGGCGAAGUACCACAUACUGCUCAUGCCUGACGGGGGUGAUUUCUUGCCUCCGCCAAAGAAGCAACACAAGGAUAAGUGGAGCAAGGGCUGGUUUGGGAGUACGAACCGCGGGGAGGAGGAAGAGGAGCGGGAUAGAGAGAGGGCGAGAGGGAGACCGGAGCGGACAAGGCGGAUGCGGAGGGAUGAAGGGGAGGAAUGGGGAGCGACGCCGGUCGCUGUGCCGGCUGAGGGGAUGCCGGGUGAGCCAAGUAGGGCCGGGCCAAGCGAGCCGAGAGGGAGUCAGCGAGCGGGCCAGGUACCCGUCCAGGAAGGCCUGGAUUGA
Messenger RNA from Dioszegia hungarica, 825 nucleotides. RefSeq lists its product as uncharacterized. The record is from RefSeq and is a predicted model, not a curated record. Bases 1 to 825 code for a protein of 274 amino acids. The transcript has 5 exons. Lineage: Eukaryota; Fungi; Basidiomycota; Tremellomycetes; Tremellales; Bulleribasidiaceae.